This is a messenger RNA of Leptosia nina, 2919 nucleotides long. Lineage: Eukaryota; Metazoa; Arthropoda; Insecta; Lepidoptera; Pieridae. The record is from the annotation of a GenBank genome assembly.
AUGUGCGGGGAAAUUGUUAUAUUAAUAAUAAUAAACACCGCUUUAUAUAUUUUUAUUUGUCCACAGACAUUUCGGCAUGGGUUCCCGUUCUCACCAACGGCGCUCGCUUGGGACCCGAUACAGAAGCUUCUAGCAAUCGGCGACAAAAGUGGAAACCUCAGAAUACUCGGAGGUCCAGGCGUCGACGCGCACGUACGACACGAAGCUGGAGAGGUGGUACUUCACGUCAAGUUCUUGGUGAACGAAGGUGGACUGGUGACUGCCACAGCCGACGAUCAGCUCCAUCUAUGGACGUUUCGACAGAAAUCACCACAGCGGGUGCAGUCACUUAAGUUUCAAAGAGAACGGAUCACGAGUCUUCACCUACCGCUAUCUUCAAAGUGGCUGCACGUUGGCACGGAACGAGGAAAUGUGCACGUGGUCAACAUAGAGACCUUUGCCCUUAGCGGAUACGUCAUCAACUGGAAUAAAGCCAUAGAAGUAACACGACCAAACCACCCCGGAGCAGUAGUUGAACUUAUUGAUAAUCCUUUAGAUGCUAUUGCUAAUAGCCUUCGAGAGCGGUUUGGUAGUAGUGUGGGAUUUGAGAACUCGCGCCGCGGAAUGGAGGGGUUGUUUAGGUACGGGGGGGGCCCGGGGGAGGCUAUUCGGGCAGCUGCCUGGCAACACGAUGGCAAGCUGAUGACGGCUCAUGCGGACGGAGCACUCGCCACUUGGACGACCAGAUCCCCGCGACCGUCCUCACUGUCAUACCCACACGCAAAAGCCAACAAAGAGGGCAAACUAGAGACCUGCAAACCUAUUCACCGAUUGGAAUGGAAAACUUCGAGGACAGGCGAGAGUCUAGUAAUAUUUUCUGGGGGACUGCCGACGGACAAAGCCGGUCGUACGCACAGCAUCACCGUUCUCAAUGGAAAGAGUACCACCGUGUUGGAGAUGGAGCACAGCGUCGUUGACUUUGUCACUCUUUGUGAGAGUCCACACGCUGCUGAUUACCAAGAACCGUACGCAAUAGUAGUACUUUUACAAAAUGACCUGGUGGUUAUAGACUUGCAGUCACCAGGGUACCCAUGCUUUGAAAAUCCCUAUCCCAUGGAUAUCCACGAAUCUCCUGUUACUUGCUGUUCAUACUUCGCCGACUGUCCCUCUGAUUUGAUACCAGCCUUUUACUCAGUAGGUCGGCAAGGGAACAAAAAGGCGGCAGGUUUUAGUGAGAAGCUGUGGCCCAUAGACGGGGGAGAGUGGGCACCAGCCUCGUGUUCCUACAGUGAAAUUAUACUUACUGGCCACGCAGACGGUAGUGUAAAAUUUUGGGACGCAAGCGCGGGAACACUACAGAUUUUAUACAAAUUAAAAUGUGCUAAAGUAUUCGAGCGACGCACAAAUAGUGGUAGUGGAAGUGGAGUGAGCGUUUUGUGCGGCGAGGAGGACAGUCCUUUGAGUAUCCAACACAUGGCUCUAUGUGCCGAAUCGCGACGGCUGUGUGUAGCCCUCCCACAUGGACACGUUCUGCUCUUCAAAUUUCGGAAGCAGGAACUCAUGGCGCAGACGCACGUAUUGGAGAUACCUGUGAUAAGUGAUGCAGUGGAGGAAGAGACAUCACCAGACGCAGACGGCGCCAGGUCCGCGUCCUGUGGGCGGACGGACGAGGGCGAUACGCGACGGCAAACUGGUUCCUGGUGCGGUACCGGCAGCGUGCGUGUACGAGGCAGUUCGGGUACGGGCGGUGUUCGGCGUGCUCCUGGUUUUCAACCUACCCUCGUCGCGCUUCAGCAAGGCCCACCGCAUCCUCUAUCAGUUCUCACUAUUAACUCUUCAUACGGACUAAUAGCCUGGGGUGGCGAGCGAGGCAUAGUCGUAGUGGAUAUGUGGCGGCGCGUCGUGGUAGCAGCGCUGCCUGCGCAUGCGCUGUAUCUACCUGAACCCACGUUACGUCACGAAAAACACGAUCGCCACGAUAGGCGGUCACCCGACCUCGAUCAGCUGGAGGAGUCACCGGCGAGCCCGGAGCCCGCAGAAGAAGCUCUGCCCGAUCCCAAACUCGACAUGAGGCGUAAAUCCACACCUUGGAAAACUUUUAAUCUGAAACGACAACUCUCUAAAGUCGAUUUAAAGCUAAAAGCGGCAUUCGCUCCGGUCGACAACGACGAGCUCAGCGAGAAGAGUAACUCUCAGUUUUACUGCGAACCAGUUGAAAAGCUAGAAAAUGACGUGAAAAACCCUUCAGACCAUACUAACGACUCGCCCGACGGUGACGAACUUAUCGAGAAACUAUCAGAAGACGAUAAAAAUCAGCUAUCAUCACCUUUGCGAGUCUGUUCAGAUGUCUUUGAAAGAAUGCACAAAGAACUGCAAGAGAAACGGUCGUCCGAUGUCUACGACAGAAUGCAUAAAGAGCUGCAGGAACGGUGGCAAGAUAAAGAUCGACAGGAAUCGUCGCCAGAUGUGUCCCCGUCGAAACUCGGCGACGACGAGAAGGCAGUCCGACCUGAUAACCUUCCUCUGUUCGACGACGAAGGUAAACCGACGAGGCCGCCUAGACAAAAGAGUAAAAAGAAAGAGGAUCUACGAGACCAAAGGCUGCUAUCCGUCCCGAACAUAAAGUAUAGUAAACAGGAAUCUGUAAAAGACUUGCGGAAGAAGCAACCCGCCCAGCAGGGGCAGUCGUUCGCCGGAAACCUGAUGCGACGUUUCAGAGAUUUUGUAGCGAGACUUUGUACGAGAAACGAACAGAACGUUGAGGAGGAAACGAACGAAGAAGUCAUUCAAGUGCCCAACAGAAUAGGUAUGCAUUCAGACCACAGAGUAACGACUACUAACGGGCGACGAACUUCACGCCUCACUAAUCUCUAUCGUACUUUCAUCACGGAAGGCACACGAACCUUAACUCUUAUGUCGCGCCGUGUCAUCGAGGGCUAA